Messenger RNA from Guillardia theta CCMP2712, 6783 nucleotides. RefSeq lists its product as hypothetical. The coding region runs from base 1 to 6783 and encodes 2260 amino acids. The record is from RefSeq and is a predicted model, not a curated record. Gene Ontology annotation, cellular component: TORC2 complex; TORC1 complex; nucleus. Gene Ontology annotation, molecular function: protein-containing complex binding; protein binding; protein serine/threonine kinase activity. The transcript has 8 exons. Gene Ontology annotation, biological process: TOR signaling; negative regulation of macroautophagy. NCBI's taxonomy places the organism in Eukaryota, Cryptophyceae, Pyrenomonadales, Geminigeraceae.
AUGGCGCCACCUACCAAUGUGCAUGCUUCAAACAGAGCGCUGCCUAACACGACUGAGAAAAUUCUCGUAGAUCUUCGCAGCAGGAAUGAGCACACGCAGAGGAAAGCCAUGGGGGAGCUGCGGUCUGCGGUGGAGAUGGAAUCAAGGCAGAUGUCCAGGGAGGAGUUCAGUGGGUUCAUAACGGAGCUGAACAAGAGAAUAUUCGACCUAGUAAAGAGCGACGACCCCUGCGAAAAGAUGGGCGGAAUCAACGCGAUGGAUUCUUUGAUCGACUUUGAAUGCGAGGAGACGUCUACUCUGAUCACCAGGUUCGCAAACUACCUGCGCCUUGUGCUACCAUGCAACGAUGUUGGCACUAUGAUAAUGGCGAGCAAAGUUCUCGGUCACUUGGCACAGUCGGGAGGGACUUUGACAGCUGAUUUCGUUGAGUUUGAAAUGAAGAGGGCUCUUGAAGGCUUGAACACUUCAAAGCGCUCCGAACAUCAGAAGCUAGCGAGUCUUUUGGUAUGCAAGGAGCUAGCUACAAAUGCGCCAACGUUGUUCUUCAUGCAUGUUCCGUCGUACCUGAAAUCUAUUUGGGUAGGAAUCCGCGAUCAGAAGCAGAUCAUCCGCGAGGCAGCCAUCGAGAGCUUGAGAGCGUGCAUGACCAUCAUAGCGGAGAGGGACUUUGUGGUGCGGAAGAAGUGGUUCACGGCCGUUUACGAAGAGGCUGAGAAAAGUUUCCACACAAACAGCAUAGAAGGAGUCCAUGGAUCGCUCCUUGUGAUGGGUGAACUCUUGAGCCUGCCCAACAUCGCGCCUGAUAUACCAGCAAGCGCGACGUUGUCAGCAAUGUGGGAGACCACUAUGGCGUAUAAGGACCACAGAGACGCGCUGAUUCGGCGCACAGUGAUUUCCAUUCUUCCCACUGUGGCCAAGAUCGACGAGGAGGAAUUCAGAGCUGCGUACGCCGAAGAUUGCAUCAAGUACCUCCUCGCGACUCUGAAGAGGGGCAACGAGAGCUCGGCGGCCUUUGUCUCACUGGGGGCCAUCGUCAAGGUUGCAGGAGCGUGGGUGAUCGAGUCUUUUGUGGAUGACGUCAUGAAUCUGGUUCAAGAUGGAAUCACUCCGACCCCUCGUAAACCUUUCUGCUUCGAGGCCCCCCAGUGCCUGGCAUCGCUCACCACGGUGGACUCGAGCCACGUCGUCCUCAAUGAAAGGAUGCCAGAACUGAUAGAACAGAUGCUGGCCGGGUCAGAGGGCAACCUAACUCCUGCGCUGAUCUCUUCGUUGUCUCAGAUCGGGAAAUCGAUGCCAUUGCUCUUGCCAGACAUUCAGAUGAAGCUCUUAGAUAGCAUUUCUUUCACCCUACAACGAACUCCGUAUCAACCCUCUGGGACUCCCAACUCAAGGCGCAUCGUCCCUCUCCGGGGAGGAGUGAUGAGCGUGCAUUCUGGGACAGCAAAAGGGCGACAGAAUGCUGUCAUUCAAGCUCUGCAUGCCUUGACGUCUUUCGAUUUCACGGGCAACCAGCUCUGCGAGUUUGUCAAGGACUGUGUCUCCCAGUACCUCGACGAUCAGAGUAGGAUGGUGCGACUAACGGCAGCGCAAACUUGCAGCAACCUGCUGCUAAGGCCAGGAGAGACGGUCCCGAAGCGAGGGCGGACUGCCAUAGUGGUCUCUGAGAUCCUGGAGAGGCUGCUCGUGACGGCGGUCAGCGACUCUGACCCGCAGAUCCGAGUGAUAGUCUUGGAGUGCCUCGGCCCCCGCUUCGACUACUUCCUCGCUCAGUCUCACUGCAUCGACUCUCUCUUUGUUGCCCUCAACGAUGAAGUCUUCAACGUGCAAGAAGCUGCCAUUCGCAUCCUGACCAGGCUUACUCUCUGCAACCCAGCCCACGUGUUCCCUGGCCUUAGAAAGGUCUUGAUCCAGCUGCUCACCGCCCUUGAGUUUGGAGGGGAGGACAAGAAGGAGAAGAGCACAAGACUGCUGCAGCAUGUCAUCCUUGCGGGACAUCAUCUAGUCAAACCAUACGUGUCAUCGAUCCUUGACGCCAUCCUCCCAAAGUUGCAGGACUCGAACCCGACUGUCGCUGCCAACGUGCUCAACACAGUUGGAGUCCUUUCGCACGUCGGGAGCUACGACGUGCUGAAGCGGAAGGACGACAUCUUCUAUCUCAUGAUGGAGGCGCUGCAGGACCAGAGCAACACGAACAAGAGGAGGGUCGCUACCAAGACCCUCGGCUUGCUCGUGCAGAACACUGGCUUCGUGGUUGAGCCCUACAAGACGUACCCCAAUCUGCUCUCCAUCAUGCUAAAGAGACUUCAGGCUGAGCAGACCAACGAGAUCCGGCAGGAGCUGCUGAAGGUGAUGGGAAUCUUAGGAGCCGUCGACCCGCACAUCCUCAAGAUGCGACAGACGAGAAACAGCAGCGGCCUUCCCAUCACUUUCUCUGCGGAGAAGUGGAGGAGGGAGGAGGAACUCCCUGGCCCCUCCACAGACGAGUACUAUCCUACAGUGGCCGUGUCAAAGCUGGUCAAGAUCCUCAACGACCAGUCGCUCAGCAGUUACCACCAGAUGGUAAUCCAGGCCGUGAUGUUCAUCUUCCGAACUCUCGGGCUCAAGUGCGCGACCCUCCUGCCCCAGAUGAUGGACCCCAUUCUUAACCUGCUGCGAUCCCAUCAGCAGCAGCUGCGAGAUUUCCUGUUCCAGCAGCUCGGACUCCUCGUCUCGAUCGUCAAGCAGCACAUCCGCCCUUACCUACCCGGGAUCUUUGAGCUGAUCCACGAGUUCUGGAACCAGCAGUCUCUGCAGCCGCAAAUGCUCUUCCUGAUAGGGGAGAUCACAUCAGCGCUCAAGGACGAAUUCAAGGUCUACGUUUCUCCUCUCAUCCCCAAACUCCUCGGAGCCCUCAACAAGGAGAACGCAAGGAGCAGACCGAUGACCUGCCAGAAGGUGAUGUACGCCCUCGAGCUCAUGGACGCGAACUUGGAGCUCUACUUGGAUGUCAUCAUCCCUGCCAUCGUUGCCAUCGCCGAGCAGGAGGACUCGAAGCUGGAUGUAAGGGUAGCUGCGAUCCAGUGGAUCGGGAGGAUGAGUUUGAGGCUGAACAUCUCGGACUUUGCCUCAAAGAUCAUUCACCCUCUUGUUCGCAUCCUCGAAGGCCCGAUCGACUCGCUCUACAAACCAGCCAUCAUCACCAUUUGUGCGCUGAUGAACGCGCUGGGCCAACGGUUCUUCCUCUUCGAGCCCAUGUUGACCAAGAUCAUCGUCAGGAAGCGCGUCAACGAUGGGGUUGGGAGAUACCAGAUGCUCCUCGAACGGCUCAGAAGCGGCGAGGUCCUCACGCUGGAUGACUACCCGACGGAGGAGCUGGGGACUCUUGGGAGCAACUCGAGCUCGUUGGAGUCUGUACUUGACACAGGUCAAGUGAGGAAGAUCGCAGUCAACCAGCCCAACUUGAAGCGAGCAUGGGAAGCUUCGCAUAGGAGCACCAAGGAAGACUGGGCUGACUGGAUGAGGAGGUUUGCUGUGGAGCUCUUGCGAGAGAGCCCUUCCCCUGCUCUCCGAUCCUGUGCGGCCCUCGCGCAAGUGUACCACCCUCUUGCUCGUGAGCUCUUCAACGCUGCGUUCUUGAGCUGCUGGAUGGAGUUGUACGAGAGCUACCGGGACUCGCUCAUGCGCUCGCUGGAGAUCGCUUUUUCCCCUGAGAAAAGUCCCAACAUCCCGCCCGAGGUGCUGCAGACUCUGCUCUCCCUUGCCGAGUUCAUGGAUCACGACGAGAAGCCUCUUCCCAUCAAGAUCCCGAAGCUCGGGGCCGUUGCCGAGAAGUGCCAGGCGUACGCCAAGGCGCUGCACUACAAGGAGAUGGAGUUCUUGGGGUCCCCUCAUACCGCCAUCCAGUCGCUCAUCUCCAUCAACAACUUCCUGGGCCACACAGAGGCGGCCAACGGCCUCCUCGUCCACGCGCAGAAGUGCCUCAACCUAGAGGUGAAAGAGUCCUGGUACGAGAAGCUUCACAAGUGGGAGGAGGCUCUCGACGCCUACCGCCAGCGGCUCAAGACGGAGCAGGCGGCGGAGGCGCAGGAGGGAUGCAUGCGGUGCUUGCAGGCGCUAGGGGAGUGGGAGCAGCUCAAGGACAUGACAGAAGCGGCAUGGAGCUCGGCUCUACCUGAUGCUCGCUCUCGCAUCGCCCCGUUGGGAGCUGCCGCUGCCUGUCAGAUCGGGGACGUAGAGCAGCUGGCCAUGUACAUCGAAGCCAUGGACCCCAAGUCAGUGGAGGGCUGCAUGUAUAAGGCGAUGUUCCUUGUGCACGGGGACGCGUUGGAUGAGGCGCAGGAGAAGCUGGAGGUGACGAGAAGGCUGCUGGACACGCAGCUGACGGCCCUCGUGAGCGAGAGCUACGAGCGAGCAUACAAGGCCGUGGUGAUCACGCAGCAGGUGACGGAGCUGGAGGAGGUGCUCCAGUUCAAGCGCGCAAAGGCCAUGGACGCGCUGCCGGCCUGCGAGCACAUCCGGCACAUGUGGACUCAGAGGCUAUUCGGGGCGCAAGCGAACGUGGAGGUCUGGCAGAGCCUGCUGGCCAUCCACAGCCUGGUGAUCCCCCCGCGGGAGUACUCGGAAGCAUGGCUCAAGUAUGCUUCCCUCUGCCGCAAGACUGGGCGGAGCAGCCUCUGCUACAAGGCCCUUACCAAGCUGCUCAACUACAACGAGCAGUUGCAGCAGCUGGAGUCUCCCUUCUCCCCCUCCGUGGACCCCGAGAUCGGGUUUGCAUGGCUAAAGUACAUCUGGUACACGGGGCAGCGGGAGCAGGCUCUCGUAACGCUGCAGGAGUUCAUCAGGGCACAGCGAGGGUCGCACACGCUGCAAGCCCGCUGCCACCUCAAGGUCGGCAUGUGGACGCAGGAACUCCACGAGUCGCCGCAGCAGAACGACUUCGGGCUCAUCCUCUCCGCCUACCGGAACGCCACCAUCCUGAACAAGAACUGGUACAAGGCCUGGCACCACUGGGCUCUCUUCAACUUUGACAUCGUCUCCUACAACGAGAACAAGCAGCAGCGCAACCGUGCUGGCGGCAUCCCCUACGUGGUCGCGGCGGUCAACGGCUUCAUCCGUUCCAUCGCCCUCGGGGUCUCCAACGCUCGCGGGCACGUCCAGCAGGAUAUCCUCCGUCUCCUCACCCUCUGGUUCCGGUACGGGUCCAUCGCAGAGGUCGAACGCGCACUGGCGGAGGGGUUCAACAUCCUCCCCAUAGAGACCUGGCUGGAUGUCAUCCCCCAGAUCAUCGCGCGCAUCAACUCGCCCGACGCAGUGAUCCGCAACUCCAUCCACAACCUCCUCAUCCGCAUCGGCAAGGCGCAUCCUCAAGCUCUGAUCUACCCGGUGACGGUGGCAAGUAAGUCGCACAUCCAGGCCCGGCGGGACGCGGCCAAGAAGAUCCUGAGCGAGAUGGAGGGGUUUGCCCCGCUGCUGGUCGAGCAGGCGAAGCUGGUGAGCAAGGAGUUGAUCCGCGUGGCCAUCUUGUGGAUCGAGAUGUGGCACGAGGCGCUGGAGGAGGCGAGCAGGCUCUACUUUGCCGAGGGGAACAUCGAUGGGAUGUUUGCGGUGCUGCGGCCGAUGCACGAGCUCCUGCAGAGGGGAGCGCAGACGCAGCGGGAGCUGGAAUUCCAGCAGAAGCUCGGGCAGAACCUUGACGAGGCCAAGGAGUUUUGUGACAAGUACUGCCAGUCGAAGCAGGAAAAGGACCUGCAGAAGGCGUGGGAGAACUACUACAACGUCUUCCGCACUAUCAACAAGCUCCUCGGCCGCAUCACCUCCAUCGAGUUGGAGCACGCGAGCCCGGAGCUCAAGGCUGCCAAGGACCUUGAGCUCUCGAUUCCCGGGCAGUACCGGCCAGGGGAGCCGAUCGUGUCGAUCCAGUCGGUUGAGGAGACACUGUCGAUCAUCACGUCGAAGCAGAGGCCGAGGAAGUGCACGAUGAUAGGCUCCAACGGAAAGCCAUACCAGUACCUGCUCAAAGGGCACGAGGAUCUACGGCAGGACGAGAGGGUAAUGCAGCUGUUUGGCCUGGUGAACACGCUCCUCCACAACGAUCGCGAGUGCUCGCGCAGGGACCUGCAGAUCGUACGGUACUCCGUCAUCCCGCUCUCACCCAACUCAGGGCUCAUCGAGUGGGUCCCUGACUGCGACACGCUGCACAUCCUCGUGCGGGAGUACCGCGAAAACCGAAAGAUCCUCCUCAACAUCGAGAACCGCCUGAUGCUCGCCAUGGCCCCUGACUUCGAGAACCUUCCCGUCAUCGGCAAGGUCGAGGUCUUCCAGCACGCACUCACCAGCACCACCGGGCAGGACCUCAACAAGGUGCUCUGGCUCAAGAGCAACAACGCAGAGGACUGGCUGCUGAGGAGGACCAACUACACGCGGUCGCUCGCUCUCAUGUCCAUGGUCGGGUACAUCCUCGGGCUCGGCGACCGUCACCCUUCCAACCUCAUGCUGCACAAGUACACGGGCAAGAUCGUCCACAUCGACUUCGGCGAUUGCUUCGAGGUCGCGAUGCAACGAGAGAAAUUCCCGGAGAAAGUUCCGUUCAGGUUGACCCGCAUGCUAGUCAACGCGAUGGAGGUCUCGGGGAUUGAGGGAACGUUUCGCUUCACUUGUGAGAGCGUGAUGAAAGUGCUGCGGGCGAACAAAGUUAGGAUGUUCAAGACGGAGAGACGAGACAAUGGAGCAAGAGGGAAACAGGAGAAGCGAAGGAGGAGAGGACAGAAAAGCGGAGGAAUUGGAAUGGAGGACGAAGGUGGAUGA